Aspergillus novofumigatus IBT 16806 is the source of this 2235-nucleotide messenger RNA. RefSeq names its product glycoside hydrolase family 16 protein. Gene Ontology annotation, molecular function: hydrolase activity, hydrolyzing O-glycosyl compounds. Bases 1 to 2154 code for a protein of 717 amino acids. NCBI's taxonomy places the organism in Eukaryota, Fungi, Ascomycota, Eurotiomycetes, Eurotiales, Aspergillaceae. The record is from RefSeq and is a predicted model, not a curated record. The transcript is spliced from 8 exons. Gene Ontology annotation, biological process: glucan catabolic process.
AUGAAGUUCUUAACCCUUCUGAGUCUUCUCCCUCUAGCCUCUGCCGCAACUACAUUGAUCCCCUCUACGUGCUUCAAUUCAUACUCUUCUCUGGAAGAAUACUUUGCCUACCUGUACCCCUGGGGCUCAGAUCAUAAUGGCUCCGCUCGUAUGGUCGGCAGCUCAACCGACCACGAGUAUAUUUCCGUCAGCUCAGGCACCCUGACUGUGGUUGCCAAACCAGUUAGCGGCCAGCCGCCUACCAAGUCAGGUAGAAAGAUAAACUAUCUAUCCGGUGCGGUGCAUUCAGCAAGGACAUUCGCCGUCAAAGCCGGAUCAGGCUUCGACAUCCAGGCUGAGUUCCAGGCUCCAACUGCUAGAGGCACCUGGCCUGCGUUCUGGCUCAACGGAGCGAAUACGUGGCCACCUGAGAUCGAUCUUGCCGAAUGGAAGGGAACCGGGGAUAUCAGUUUCAAUACCUUCAAUACGUCGUCUGAAGUCAAAGCUUUGGAUGUUAACUACCCCUCCCCCGGCAACUUUCACAAGAUCAAGACGGAAAUUCGUGAUGUCGAUGGGAAGAACAUCUCCGUCAAGUUCUACCUUGACGGCAAGCUCAUCACGACCCAGUAUGGGAGGGAUUAUAUUGGCAAGCCACUGCACUUAAUCAUCAAUCUACAAAUGGAGGGAUCCUCGGGCUCUCCUGGUCCAACAACUGAUACCUACUACCGUAUUCGCAAUCUAUCUUUCGAAUGCUCGAUGACUAAUCUGCAAAACACCACUAAAGCUCACGGACACCACUUUCUCCACACUCCCACCAAUUGGAGCCCAACCACCAUCCCUCUACCAUCCAAGAUGUCAGAGUCCGAGAACUCCGGCUCGCCAUCUCAAAAUGGCUCCAAGUCAUACAACAGCGGCCACAUCCCGAUACCCGGGUAUCCCCUCGUGCUCAAGACCGAAUACCUUUCCCGCCCCGACUUAUUCACGCUGUACUUCGGCUUCGUCGGCCAACGCAACUGGCUGCACAAGAACAGCGCACACAUCCGCGACCGCAUCGAAUCCUGCAAAGUCAUGAUCAACCGGCUCCCGACGCAAGACGAGCUCGACGCCUUCGUCUACCACGGCAGCAAAUACAUCUACCACCAGCGCCUCGGCGCGCCCUACUCCGGCGCCAUCGGCACGGCAUACGUGUACUGGCGUGUACGCAACUCAGGUGUCGUCGCGCACCUUGCCCCUGGCUUGAAACCGGGGCAGAAGCCGACGCCGGCGCAGGUGCUGGCGGCUGUGAGGCUGUACUCGACGAUCGAGCCGGCGAAUUUCAGACAGUUGAUGAUUUGGGGAUCGUUUCGGUGGUUCUUCUGGGUGGCGGCGGGUUCGGUGAUGACGAGUGUGUGGGGGAUGUUUCACGAUCUGAAGGAGACGAUGGGCGAUCCAAGGCUGAAGCAGUUUUUUGCGGAGAUGAAAGACAAGGAUCCCGAGGAGGUGCGCAGGCGGAGGGUCCAGAGGGUUGCGGAGAGGACUAAAGCGGCCAAGGAGGCGGCGGAGCGGCGCGCGCAGGGCUUACCGCCUGUGGAGGCGGGGAUGGGUCAGGGUGCCAGUGCGGGAGGGGGAUACACUGAGAGCCAAGAGUAUAGCCAGGGUGCGGGAGCGUAUGGGUCUUUGGAUUCUUACUCGUCUUCCUCUGCGCGGGAGUCAGCUCAGUCAGCGUCGUUGGAUAGGCCUGCUGAUCUGCCAGAUCGGAAUCUGGGGCGCUUGUACGGUGAUUCGUCUUCGACGGAGUCGAUGCGUGGUGCUACCACUGUUGAUCAGAACAAGGCCACGGACUUCUUCGAAAGCGACGAUGCAAGCCCCGUUGCGACGGAGUAUCGAUCUGGAGGUGGCUCGCAGGGAAGCGCCUGGGACCGGAUCAGACAGCAGGCCAGCUCCAGCUCCGGCUCCCAGGGCGGACAGGAUAGCGGGCUAGGUCCGGCGUGGACUCGGUCCGUCAGUGAGAGGCAACAGCGCGAACAGGAUAGUGGUCCAGGCUCAGCAUGGAGUGGGAGUUCGUCAACGCCAGACAGUGAGAGGCGACAGCGCGAACAGGCUCAGGCUGAAUUUGACCGCUUGCUAGAGGCUGAGAGAAACAUGGCCGGUGACUCUGAGGGGGGUGAGAAGAAGGGAUGGGGAAGACGGAACUGAAUCUCCCGCAACGCAUUAUGAGCUUAACAUGUACCAUAUCACUCCACAUUAGCAGAGUUACAUUUUACUACUCUUUUCCUG